Saprolegnia parasitica CBS 223.65 is the source of this 1332-nucleotide messenger RNA. RefSeq lists its product as hypothetical. The coding region runs from base 88 to 1272 and encodes 394 amino acids. The transcript has 7 exons. NCBI's taxonomy places the organism in Eukaryota, Oomycota, Saprolegniomycetes, Saprolegniales, Saprolegniaceae. Gene Ontology annotation, molecular function: calcium ion binding; ubiquitin-protein transferase activity. The record is from RefSeq and is a predicted model, not a curated record.
GCGAACGAGGAGGCUGAGGGCGACCUGCGUAGCGUGCCGAUCUCGUUUAGCGACUUGGAGUUUAUCGACCACCAGCUGUACAAGUCGAUGCGGUACAUCAAGGAGCACGACGGCGUCGAGGACAUGGGCCUCGACUUUAGCGUCAACCACCGCAAAGCGACGGGGCAAGUCGUCACGAUCGAUCUCAAGGAGAACGGCCGGCACAUUGAGGUCAACGACGCCAACAAGUCGGAGUACAUUUACCUCCACUUGCGACACGUGAUGCUCGACAGCGUCGCGGAGCAGCUGCACCACCUCAUGGCCGGCAUCUUUGAAGUCAUUCCCCAAGAACUCAUCUUGGUGUUUGACUACCAAGAGCUCGAGCUCAUUCUCUGCGGCGUGCCGUCGAUCGACCUCGCCGACUGGAAGACGCACACGCAGUGCAACGAAGACAUGCCACCGGAGCUGUGGCAGUGGUUCUGGGAGGUCGUCGGCGCCUUCUCGGACGAAGAGCGUGCGCGCCUCUUGCAGUUUACGACCGGCUCGUCGCGCGUACCGGUCCAAGGCUUCAAGGCGCUCACGAGCUACGACGGCCGGAUCUGCCACUUUACGCUCAACACGGUCGCGUACCCCGAGCACACGUUUCCGCGCGCCCACACGUGCUUCAACCGCAUCGAUCUGCCCAAAUACAAGUCCAAGCAAGAGCUCGAGAACGUGCUGACGCUUGUCGUCAACAUGGAGGUCACGGGAUUUACGGACGAGAAUAAGGCGUUUUCGAGUUUCGGCGCGAUGGACCCGUCGCCCGACAUGGACGCGUACUUGCGCGCGCAGAUCCGCAGCGCCUUCGACAUGUUCGACAAGGAGCGCAAGGGCUGCGUCAUCCAAGAAGAAGUGAGCACGAUCAUGCGGUACCUCGGCGCGUACCCGAGCGAGAAGGACAUCAUCAAGAAGAUUCUGCCCGAGAUGCAAGACGACGAGCCGUCGACCUUUGUGACCUACGAGAAAUUUGAAAAGAAGAUGCUCGAGGUCAUGUACAGCCACGAGUAUGAGCCCGACUCGGACGAGGCGCUCAUGGCAGCCUUCCGCGUGCUCGACCCGGACAAGAAGGGUUAUCUCGAGGCCGACGUCAUGAAGGAGCUGCUCUUGACCAAAGGCACACCCUUCCGCGAGAAGGAGCUCGAAGGCUUCAUGCACGUGGCCAAAGACGCCGACACGGGACGGAUCUACUACGAAGACUACAUCUCGCUCGUCACGCAAGAGCUCGACGUCCGCUCCACCACCAGCAACAAGUGAGAUAUGCUACCCACUAAACUCGAGGAGCAACGGUGGAGCGUGUUAUAACGUCACGGUGAC